Salmo salar (Atlantic salmon) is the source of this 3101-nucleotide messenger RNA. It is a transcript of the gene mbtd1, whose product is annotated as mbt domain containing 1. Gene Ontology annotation, biological process: negative regulation of DNA-templated transcription. Gene Ontology annotation, cellular component: nucleus. Gene Ontology annotation, molecular function: chromatin binding; zinc ion binding. NCBI's taxonomy places the organism in Eukaryota, Metazoa, Chordata, Actinopteri, Salmoniformes, Salmonidae. The record is from RefSeq and is a predicted model, not a curated record.
UUUGAUACAUGGUAUUUUUGUUGAUACUAUCCUGCUUGAGUUCCUUUCGGGGCUCUGAGUUUAGCUUUUUCAAGCUAUUAAACCCCCUACUUUGGGGGGUUUACUAUUCUAAUUGAGCCAAUAAAAUACUCGAACUAUAUGAAGGGCUGAUGGAGAACACAAGGGAUUUGGCUGAACGCACCCCGCGUUCGGAGCGUAAGCGCCAGGACUCGUUUGGGAUGUUUGACCGGUACGACAGCUGCAGUGAGGAGAGCACCAGUAGCUCCAGCUCAGAGGACAGUGAGGACGAGGUGCCAUCCAUCCCCGCCAGCCUGCCCAUCAUCAAAAACAAUGGACAGGUCUACACCUAUCCCGACGGCAAGACCGGCAUGGCCACGUGUGAGAUGUGUGGGAUGGUCGGAGUGCGAGACGCCUUCUACUCCAAAACUAAACGCUUCUGCAGCGUCUCCUGCUCUAGAAGUUACUCCUCCAACUCUAAGAAAGCCAGCAUCUUGGCUAGACUCCAGGGUAAACCACCUACGAAAAAGGCCAAGGUCUUACAGAAACAGCCUCUCAUGGCAAAGUUGGCAGCUUACGCCCAGUACCAAGCAAGUCAACAACAACAGAACCAGGCUAAGUCGAAAGCAGUGGUUCCUGUUGAAGGCUUUGACUGGGGGCGGUACAUCUGUAGCAAUAACUUGGUUGGAGCACCAGUCAGCUGCUUCAAGCACGUCCCUAUGGGUACGUGCUGGGGAGACCUAGCUGAAGGAGUGAGGGUGGAGGUGCUCAACUCUGAUACUAACCUCUCUACUAAAGUCUACUGGGUAGCAGGGAUCGUCAAACUGUCAGGGUUCAAGGCUCUGCUGCGGUACGAGGGUUUUGACAACGACACCAGCAGGGACUUCUGGUGCAACCUCUGUGUUCCAGAGAUUCACCACGUAGGGUGGUGCGCAUCCAGCGGGAAACCGCUCGUACCUCCCAAAUCGAUACAGCUAAAGUACUCUAACUGGAAAGCUUUCCUUGUGAAGCGUCUCACUGGAGCCAAAACACUACCACCGGACUUUGCCACCAAGGUCCAUGAGAACAUGCAGUUCCCCUUUAAGAAGCUGAUGCGUGUGGAGGUGGUGGAUAAGAGCCACCUGUGCCGGACACGGGUGGCUCUGGUGGAGCAGGUGAUUGGGGGGCGGCUGAGGCUCGUCUACGAGGAGGGCUCUGACGACUUCUGGUGUCACAUGUACUCCCCGCUCAUACACUCCAUCGGAUGGUCCCGGAGCAUCGGACACCGCUUCAAACGAUCCGAUGUGUCAAAGAAAAUCGAUGGUCAAAUGGACGCCCCCGCCCAGCUGUUUGCCAAGGUGAAAGACGUGGACCAGAGUGGUGAAUGGUUCAGGGACAGGAUGAAACUAGAGGCCAUCGACCCUCUAAACCUCUCAGCUAUAAGUGUAGCCACUGUAAGAAAGGUGUUGGCAGACGGGUACCUCAUGAUCGGCGUCGACGGGUCGGAGGUGACGAACGGCUCAGACUGGUUCUGCUACCACUCCACCUCUCCCUCCAUCUUCCCUGCCGGCUUCUGUGAAAUCAACAACAUCGAACUCACACACCCUAGAGGGUACACUAAACUGCCAUUUAAAUGGUUUGACUACCUCAGAGAAACAAGUUCAAUAGCCGCUCCUGUGAAGCUCUUUAACAAGGAUGUUCCAAACCACGGGUUCCGUCAGGGUAUGAAGCUGGAGGCCGUGGACCUGAUGGAGCCCAGGUUGGUGUGUGUUGCCACGGUGACUCGGAUCGUCCACCGCCUGUUGCGCAUCCACUUUGACGGCUGGGAGGACGAGUACGACCAAUGGGUGGACUGUCAGUCGUCUGACCUCUACCCCGUGGGCUGGUGUCAGCUGACCGGCUACCAGCUACAGCCCCCCGCCGCACAGAUGGCCAGAGAAAUCCCAGCAGCUGUACCUAAGCACAAGAAGAAAGCCCAACAAUACAAAGGACAAAAGAAAAAGCGGAAGGUUCCGGUUGGUCGUCGGCUCUUCAGUCAGGCAGGCAGGAGGAGGAGCCUAUCAGGGGAGGACGAAGAGCAGAGUCCGCCCCCUUACUCCAGCCAGGCCCCCACUCUGGCCCCCCGGUCCCGCACCCACCACCACUACCACCACCACCAUCACACCCACAAACCAGAGUCUCUAUUACGUCUUAAGGAGGAACAGGCUGAGGUGGAUGAGUUCACCUUCUCCCAGGGCGUCUCAGACCAGGAGAGCAACGGCUCUGGCAGCUACUACAUCAAACAGGAGCCCUGUUGACAGGGGGGACAGGGGAUCGGGGGCUAAGCCUGGAAGGGUAUGGGGAGCCGGACAAUAGAAACCCCUGAAAUCCAACAUCCAGAGAGACACUGCCUACAACCCCCAACUAGGACAAGACACAUCCCUAAACCAAGACAAGAGCAACAGGGCAGGGAGCAUGGAGAGCUCUAAAAAACCUCAUCCAGAAAAUAUGGCCUCUAACACUGCAAUUAGGGGAGAAUACUGCUGGGGGACUUGGUACCCCAAAAACACUAAGUGACUACAUGCCCUGAAACCCAAACCCUUACUCCACAAAAUCAAGACAGGGAGCUACUUAGGUCUCCCCAAAACCAUCCAGGGGAGAAGAACACUUCUGAGAAGCUACAACAUCAAACCCUGGAGCCCUGAUGGACAGUCACUCAUUCAGUCAGACCGACAUACCAUAUAAACAACGGGUAACUGGACACUUCCUAAAGCCACUGGCCCAGAAGAGGGCUAUGAUACCUGGACAACCUGAUCAGAAUCCCACAUCCCUGAAUGAUUGGAUACGACCAUGGCUUUCUGUCUUCCUCCAUAAAUGCAUCUAGGCAGGGGGCCUUGGAGCUCUGGAUGCCCACAACAGAAGCCUGUUCUCUGGGUACUCUGUCUCUCCCACCACCCUGCCGUAGGCCAGGCAGGACCUCUGACACAACUCGGGGACACACACACAGACACCUGCACUAACUGUGACAGAUAUAUAGGUCUUGGUUUAUUUCUUUCAGGUAAGAGAGCUAAGGAAGGAGGGAUUGAAUUUCACUUGGUCUUGGGAGGGAUUUUAUUUCACGCGGUCUUGAAAGCGAGCGAGCGAGG